AUGACCAACCAUUUUCACCCACUUGUACACGAGCUUGAUGUCGCCUAUCAACAAGGUCAACAUGAGCAUGUUAUUCGUCAAUCCACUCUCGCAAUGGACAAGGCCGACCUUCAGAUGUCAAUGUUGGACAUUCGAGCACGAUCCUGGUGCGCAUGUGCAAAGGUUGAGAACGCUUUAGAGGAUACACGUCGUAUGCAACAACUCGCUCCUUUAUCACGUCGUGGAUACUAUCGUCAAGGAAAGAUCUAUGCACAGUAUGGUUAUCAUUCAAAGGCGUUGGCGAUAUACAAGAGAGCAGGGACCUUGGCAGCAGCAGAUGAUGAUGGCUUACAUGAUGAGAUCGACCAUGCUAUGAACGAAUCGACUCGGCAACUGGAACAGAAGAUUGACAUGAUCAACAAGCUACCAAUGGAUAUUGUAUUACGCAUCGCUCCCAUGUUGAUUGGAGAAGGCAGUGGAGGAGACCAGAGCUAUCAUGCGUAUUUGGAUGUAUCAAUGGCAUGGCGUGAACGUCUUUCGCAAUCAGGCACACUUUCCUAUGUCAUUGAUGCAUGGUCUAAAGACGAUCUUUAUCGGAUAUCUUCAUCGGCUCAGACAAAAACAUUAUCAAAAGGGCACGAUCAAGCGAUUCAGUUUUCCCAGCAUGUCACAUCACUCGCAAUAAGCACCAAUAAAGAGCCAUUUUAUGUAUUUUUGGAGCGUGGACGGUUUUCUUCAAUCAAACGAUUGAGCAUUUCAAGUCGUUCAUCUUGUUGCAAUUUAGAAAGAGCGUAUUGCGGAUUACAAAAGUUGAACAGCACGCUGAGACAUUUGGAGAUUGUGAAUGCAACGUUAUGGAGAGAGGAUACGAAUGGGACAAUGGCACUGGCACAGAUACUUCACGCUUGCACAAAGUUGACAUCAUUGAAGAUCGCCAAAGUGAUACUGGAUCGUGGCCAACUGCCAUUUUACCCGACAUUGAGACAACUAGAGCUGGAUUCUCACGAGAGGCUUGACGACAAGGGUGUCGAAAGGAUUCUCCGGUCAUUUCCUUCUCUACAACGCCUCACUAUUCAGAACGUACAGGAUUGCAAAGUACUAUCAUGGAUCGAUCAAUAUUGCAUUGGGCUGCAGCAUCUUGAAUUCAACAGAAUGCUUGUUAAAAAGCGAUACCCAUCAGGAAUACGAGAUACUAAAAGUGGAUUACGUUCCUUGUACAUCACUGCCAAUAAUACGGAGGUUGCUAUGGAUGAUGUCAUUGGCCUUGUGAAUCGACAUUGUACAACGCUUGAACACCUUGCUAUCGAUCUACCACAUGAAAUCAAAGCGCUCGAUCCACGUUCUUUUGACAAAGCUGAGCGCGUUGCAUUUCCCCAACUCAGGCAUGUCACAUUUACCAUAAGGGAUCCUAAGCACUGGGAAGCACAGGAGCUAUCUGUACAUUUGUUUUGCCGGUUCUUUGGAAAUAUACUUUGCAAUGCUCCCAAGGUAGAGACUUUGCUUGUACUCGGUGCUGCUAUCGACAAGCACGUGAUACGUUCCUCUUUGCAACACCUCCAUCAUCUGCAUACAUUGGAUAUCCGGAACAUUGACUUUGGCGGUGUGUCCGAAAGUGUACUUGCUGAUCGAGAAGAUAUGUUACGGCAGGCCUUUGAAGAGCAUGCAUAUCAGUCGAGACUCAAAACAUUGAACAUUGCAACCGAUCAUGCCAACAUUUCAUUACUGGAAUCCAUUUCACGGUUUAAAGAUCUCAAAAGGCUGUCGAUAGCACAUGUUGACGGAUCUUUGGGUGACGAUCAUACGCAAUUCCUUCGUAACCUGGCUGAGACAUUAGAGGGAUUAAAGCUCAAGGCGCGUACUAUUACGGAUGCCAUUGUCUAUCAAUUGCCUCGGUUUAAACGCCUCCAGCAUCUCGAUAUAUAUACGUGGGGUGAGGGUCCUUCAGCUACUGCUUUACGCUGCUUGAGUGCAUGUCUUCAGUUGAAAACCCUUAGACUUUGUCAUGCAGAGGAUAGUGAUGUAGUUAGAUGUAUUCAAAUGGCUAUACCCAAUCUUCAAUAUAAGCCCCAUCCUAAUUAA
This is a messenger RNA of Lichtheimia ornata, 2058 nucleotides long. RefSeq lists its product as uncharacterized. The transcript is spliced from 2 exons. Gene Ontology annotation, molecular function: protein binding. The record is from RefSeq and is a predicted model, not a curated record. The coding region runs from base 1 to 2058 and encodes 685 amino acids. Lineage: Eukaryota; Fungi; Mucoromycota; Mucoromycetes; Mucorales; Lichtheimiaceae.